This is a messenger RNA of Papaver somniferum (opium poppy), 738 nucleotides long. RefSeq lists its product as uncharacterized. Lineage: Eukaryota; Viridiplantae; Streptophyta; Magnoliopsida; Ranunculales; Papaveraceae. The record is from RefSeq and is a predicted model, not a curated record. The transcript has 2 exons. The coding region runs from base 1 to 738 and encodes 245 amino acids.
AUGGCUAGAACAUCUGUGAAUAAUAUUUCUCAACAGAUGAAGGACGUUUCAAUCAGUGAAGAACCUAUUAGAAGGAGGGUUGUUAUGCACUCAAAUACUGCAAUCCAAACUGGAGUUCGAGAUUGGAGGUACUGUCUUGCUGGUAAACUUUAUGCCCCUGGUGUUAUGAUCUGGCAGGAUGUUGAACGGGCUGCUAAAUUCAUUUGGCCUCAUCUAAGGAGACACAAUCAAUGGUUGGUUCAGGUACCUAAUCAUGAAGGAAACGAUUGUGCUGAUAUGGCUAAUCGACGACGUGAAAUGGAAGAGACAGUUCGAGGAUUUGGUUUUGCUGAACCGAUUUUGCCUCCUCAAAGAAACCCUCAGCAGGAAGCUCAACUGUUUUUACAACAUGGUACUGAAAGGAGAAAUAGACUGCGUCAACCCAUUGUUGUAGAACAGCCUCGGCCUUUUGAUGGAAUGAGAUUAUCCAUCUUCUCAGCUACUGAUUCUGAUGUUGCAGCCUCAUCUUCCUACAAUAAUCAAUCACAGCUUCCUUCUUCCAUAAGACCAGCUUCUACACUGACAAGUGAUGGUGCUAGUACUAGUGGUACUAAAAAGCGAUAUCGUCGACCACCAACUUUUUUUAUUACUUCUGAGAAUCAACUUGAAGAUGCUGAGUUUGACAGAGAAAUUAUUAUUGUUGGAGACGCAACUUCAGUUCAAGAUGAUAUUGCUGCUGUAGAAGAGAAUAAUGUUUGA